AUGGCUACAAGAGCACUCAACUACCUAAGGCCAGUGCUGCGCAACAAUUGCACAAUUGGCUCGCGUCACAUUUCACCAAUCAAAACAUGGGCCCGAUAUAGUUCCCAUUCGCCCAUGGGAUCGACUACUACCAACACACGCAAGAAAGUCACCAUUCAAACUAUUCAAAGCCUAUACAAAAAGAACGAACCGAUCACAGUCCUCACAGCGUCGGACUUCCCCAGCGGUCAUGUCGCCGACUCCGCAGGCAUGGAAAUCGUGCUUGUAGGCGAUAGCCUAGCAAUGGUUGCCAUGGGCAUGGAAGACACAAACGAAGUAACAAUGGAAGAGAUGCUCCUGCACUGCCGGAGUGUGAACCGAGCCGUCAAAAGCGCCUUUACAAUCGCAGAUCUACCCAUGGGCUCAUACGAGAUAUCCCCAGAGCAAGCGCUGACCUCUGCCGUGCGGAUGGUCAAAGAAGGCGGCAUGAAGUGUGUGAAGCUCGAAGGCGGCGCCGAAAUGGCACCGACCAUCGCGAAGAUCUCCCAAGCCGGAAUCCCCGUCAUGGCGCAUAUCGGGCUCACGCCACAGCGGCAGCACUCUCUCGGUGGGUUCCGCGUGCAGGGCAAAUCGGCCGCGGGCGCGGUGAAGCUGCUCCGUGAUGCGCUGGCUGUGCAGAAGGCUGGUGCUUGUAUGGUUCUUAUAGAGGCGGUGCCGCCUGAGAUUGCGACGAUUGUGACGCGGCGGCUGAGCGUCCCGACUAUUGGCAUUGGGUCUGGCAAUGGAUGUUCCGGGCAGGUUCUGGUUCAGGUUGAUAUGUUAGGGAAUUUCCCGGCUGGGCGGUUCUUGCCUAAGUUUGUUAAGACUUAUGCGGAUGUUUGGGGCGAGGCGAGGAGGGGUAUUGAGGCUUAUAAGAAGGAGGUUAAGAGUAGGGCUUUUCCUUCGGAGGAAUUCACGUAUGCUGUUUCAAAGGAGGCGCUUGAGGAGUUUGAGAAGGUUGUUGAUGAGAUUGAAUGUGAGAGUCAGUGA
This is a messenger RNA of Penicillium soppii, 1008 nucleotides long. RefSeq names its product 3-methyl-2-oxobutanoate hydroxymethyltransferase. Gene Ontology annotation, molecular function: 3-methyl-2-oxobutanoate hydroxymethyltransferase activity; magnesium ion binding. Lineage: Eukaryota; Fungi; Ascomycota; Eurotiomycetes; Eurotiales; Aspergillaceae. The record is from RefSeq and is a predicted model, not a curated record. The transcript has 2 exons. Gene Ontology annotation, biological process: pantothenate biosynthetic process. Gene Ontology annotation, cellular component: mitochondrion. The coding region runs from base 1 to 1008 and encodes 335 amino acids.